GAAUGAAAGAAUGUGAUCACAGAGGCAGUGUAAGUCGACAGUGUCAAGCAAGACAAGUACUAGGGCCAAGCUGACGAAAUGUCCCUAAAGAUUAAACUGGAGGAGUUUAUGGCAGUUUUAGCAUUAUAAGGGCCUCACAAACACUAAAGGAUUGAUCCUCUGUCAGCACAAUGGAUGUUAUACCUCGUGGAAAAUUUGGAGUGGCGGUUGUACUACUAAAACGUUCGUGCCACCGGAUUCGUUCGAAACCACUGUUAUCCCAAACUCAUCUGAUAUCUGGUGGUAAUGUGUCAAAGGCUGUCUACAAUGGAGGACUCACCAAAGUAUCUAGAAAGAGUAUUUUGUUUGCUCUCUAUGAUACCCCAAUGUCCAAAGAUAUGCGAUAUUUUAGUCAAGUCUGUGCUCAACGCAACUUAGGAAGGAACAGUCAUGCGUCACUACUGCGUGUUAAACCAAUUUCUUUAGUAUCAGUUCCUUCUCGUGGGGUAGGCAUGCUUAUUGCUAGAGCAAUACGAGGUGUUUUAAAACUGCGUUACAUUGUUCUGGGUGGAGCAAUUAGUGGGGGAAUGAGUCUAAGCAAGUCUUAUGAUGAGUGGAAAAAAAGCCUACCAGUUCUUCCUGAUAUGUCAUGGCUUGAACAAUAUUAUCCUGAACCAGAAAAAAUUGAUUCUGUAUUCACAUCACUUCAGGGUAUUCGGGAUAAAGUUGUUGGAAACCUUGGAAACAUUGAAUUAGACCCCAGAUUGCGUACUCUUGGUGAAGAGAAAGUUAAAAAUAUGAAAGAGUGGUGGGAUAUGAAGCUAGAAAAUGCUAUUGAGGCUGCAAGCAAGGAGGAAGGAGAUGUUCGCUCUUCCAGACUUAUGAGUGGUGUUGAAAAUUUGGUGGACCAUUUAGGCCAACUUGUUACAGGGGUAAAAAGUGACAUUGUCCUUCAUGCAGCCCCAUUCACUCGUGCAGAUGAAGAAAGACGUAAACAAGAGACGUCUCAACAACGAUUAGAAGCAAUGCAGUCUGAGCUUAUUGCCAUACAGCUCAAAUACCAAAAGGAACUGGAACGCCUUGAGAAAGAAAAUAAGGAGCUAAGAAGACAAAUUUUACUGAAAGGGAGCAAGGUUGAUACGAAGAAACUAAAGAAAUCUCUUAUUGAUAUGUAUUCAGAAGUUCUGGAUGAAUUGAGUGAUUAUGAUACCAGUUAUCAAACUCAAGAUCAUCUCCCAAGAGUAGUUGUUGUAGGAGAUCAAAGUUCUGGUAAAACCUCUGUUCUUGAGAUGAUAGCACAAGCACGUAUAUUUCCUAGGGGUGCUGGAGAAAUGAUGACAAGGGCUCCAGUGAAAGUAACCCUCAGCGAAGGACCGUAUCACAUUGCAGAAUUUAAAGACAGUGCUCGUGAGUUUGAUCUGAGCAAAGAAUCAGAUCUUGCCGAUCUGAGACGGGAGGUGGAAAUUCGUAUGAAAAAUAGUGUUCUCGGGGGCAAAACUGUAAGCAAUGAAGUAAUCUCUAUGUCAGUGAGAGGGCCUGGUCUUCGAAGAAUGGUGCUUGUGGACUUACCUGGAAUUAUUAGUACCCAGACUGUUGACAUGGCCACUGAUACUCGUGAUGCCAUCAGACAGAUGACACAGACAUACAUGUCAAAUCCAAAUGCUAUAAUUCUUUGUAUUCAAGAUGGUUCAGUUGAUGCAGAGCGUAGUAAUGUGACUGACCUUGUGUCUCAAAUGGAUCCGCAAGGGAGGAGAACUAUCUUUGUUCUUACUAAAGUUGAUCUGGCAGAACAAAAUCUCACUAAUCCAGAUAGAAUCAAAAAAAUACUGGCUGGCCGUCUUUUUCCCAUGAAGGCUCUUGGGUACUAUGCCGUGGUAACUGGAAAAGGUGGAAAAGAUGAAUCAAUCCAAUCUAUUCGUGAUUAUGAGCAAACAUUCUUCCGCAGUUCCAAACUUUUCAAAGAUGGAGGCAUUCUUUCAAGUCAAGUCACAACUCGAAACUUAACGUUGGCUGUAGCAGAUUGCUUUUGGAAGAUGGUUCGUGAUACAGUUGAGCAACAGGCUGAUGCCUUCAAAGCUACAAGAUUUAAUUUGGAGACUGAAUGGAAGAACAACUUUCCUAGGCUGAGAGAGUUGGACCGAGAUGAAUUAUUUGAAAAAGCACGAGGCGAAAUCUUGGAUGAAAUUGUUAACCUGAGUCAAGUUUCACCUCUCCAGUGGGAGGAAAUGUUUAUGAAAAAGAUUUGGCAAAAAGUUAAUACACAUAUUUUUGAAAAUAUAUACCUUCCAGCAGCUCAAACAAAUGAUGCAGGGAUGUUCAACACAACAGUUGACAUAAAACUCAAGCAGCUAGCUGAUCAACAGUUACCCCAACGAGCUGUUGAAACUGGAUGGGAAGGUUUGCGUGAAGAAUUUCAACAUUUUAUGAACCAAGCAAAGCAAUCGAAAGGCCAUGACAAUAUUUUUGAUAAUCUGAAAGAAGCUGUUGUUAAUGACGCAUUCCAACGCCAUACUUGGGAAGAUAAGGCGUCAGAAAUGUUGCGAGUUAUUCAACUUAACACCCUCGAAGACCGCUCAGUAACAGAUAAACGACAAUGGGAUCUAGCAGUGAAGUUCUUAGAAGAAAGUCUGAGAGAAAAGUUAAAGGGAACCGAGGAAAGGAUCAGAGAUUUAGUAGGACCUGGAAGAAGUGAACGAUGGCUGCACUGGACCUAUCAAACUGAUGAACAGAAAAAACGGAGUGCUGUAAAAUCCGAGUUGGACAAAGUUUUAUAUUCAGACCAUAAACAUGCACCUUCACUUUCAUAUGAUGAAUUAGCAGCUGUACGAAAAAAUCUGCAGAGAUCUGGUGUGAAUGUGGAGAAUGAUUAUGUGCGAGAUACAUGGCAUGUUGUUUUCCGGCGCCAUUUCUUAAAUCGUAGUCUUGCUCGAGCAUAUGACUGUCGCAAAGGUUUCUAUUUGUACAAUCAAGGUCUUGAAACUGAGCUUGAGUGCAGUGAUGUUGUUAUGUUUUGGAGGAUUCAUCAGGUUUUGAAAGUAACAUCAAAUGCUCUCAGGCAGCAAGUAAUGAACAGAGAAGCCCGUCGUCUUGAAAAAGAAGUGAAAGAAGUGCUUGAAGACUAUAGUCAAGAUCCAGAAAAGAAACAAAAACUUCUCACUGGGAGAAGAGUUCUCUUAGCUGAAGAACUAAAACGAGUCCGGUUAAUACAAGAAAAAUUAGAAGAAUUUAUUCAAGCCCUGAACAUGGAAAAGUGAAAUUGCCCUUAAUUGGCUUUAUGGAAAAUAAAGAUCCUUGUUCAGGACUUUUGUCAUUUGAAGGCUUUACAGCCAAAAUCUAGGAAGGAAUCCUCUGUCCCAGAAGACAUUUUUUUCUUGAAUUGCUGUGAUUUUUUUAGUGUAAAUUCUUUUGAUGUUUGUAGAUGUAUCCUAAACAUUUAUUGUAUGGAAAUUAGACUUGCCUUUCCUACCUAAUGUAUUUGCCAUUUCCUAAGUUGGAAUUUUUAAAAAAUGUUAGAUUGCUUUUUAUAAUAAUGGUUGAAAGUAUAGAGCAUGGACAUCUUCUGUGUGAAGCUAAUACCCUAGUGGCAAUCAUGAUUUUAAGAACAUUUCAAAAUAGCCCGUGCUACUAGGGUGCCCUUAGUCAAACUUAAGGAUUUUUAAGUUUAUUGUGUUUGAGCCACUUUAAUUGUCACAUUUUUUGCAAUUGCAAAGUGUAAAUGAAAGAAAGCAGAAUAAAUUUCACAUUUUUGGAAAUUUGUCAGAAAACAGACCUGUAUACUGUAUGUGAAUUGAUUAUGUGUCAGAGUAUCUGUAUGUGGCAUUAAUGCCAGGGUGAAGUAAAUCUGAGUGCCAGACUCAAUAAAUUCUGGACUGUUAAGAACCUUUAGUUUCUUCCUAUUCAAAUCAUGUAGAACUGGACUAUACUGAAAUAAUUCUUUUAUAAUGAAUUGCUUCUGUGUUAUUUAUUCAGGAAGUGUAAUAAAACAUGAAACCAAAUGCUUUGAAUUUCUUUUAAA
Frankliniella occidentalis (western flower thrips) is the source of this 3994-nucleotide messenger RNA. RefSeq names its product dynamin-like 120 kDa protein, mitochondrial (gene Opa1). The transcript is spliced from 21 exons. The coding region runs from base 171 to 3233 and encodes 1020 amino acids. Gene Ontology annotation, biological process: mitochondrial fusion. Lineage: Eukaryota; Metazoa; Arthropoda; Insecta; Thysanoptera; Thripidae. The record is from RefSeq and is a predicted model, not a curated record. Gene Ontology annotation, cellular component: mitochondrial membrane; microtubule; cytoplasm. Gene Ontology annotation, molecular function: GTP binding; microtubule binding; GTPase activity.